This is a messenger RNA of Blumeria graminis f. sp. triticale, 7392 nucleotides long. NCBI's taxonomy places the organism in Eukaryota, Fungi, Ascomycota, Leotiomycetes, Helotiales, Erysiphaceae. The record is from the annotation of a GenBank genome assembly.
AUGCCUACUAAAGCCUUGAAUACAGAAAAUGUAUCCCAGGUCCAUAAUGCAAGCUAUGGCGUGCAAGAAGUCCCUCAGUCAUCGAUGGCUGCCCAACUUAUCGGCAAGGUUACAUCAGCACAUAGAUCCUCUACACAAGCCAAAUCAGAUGAGUUACAACGGUUGACCACGGAAGUAUCCGACUUCGAAAACAACGCCGCGAAAACGGACGAUCCCAAUGUCCAAAUUUGCCAUAGACAUAAGCUUAUCUACGUUCUCACCCGAGCUGUUAUAGAGCGUCUAGAACAACAUGACCCGCUUGCGAAUACAGAGGAAUUAGUUUGCCAGGCCGGCGAGUCACUUGAUCUUUUUCAAAUAAAUAUCGUCGCAUCCCCUAUCAUACUUAACUACACCCUGGCCUCUCAUGAAUCGUUCAAGGACCGUGGAACAGAACCGUUGUGGAUGUGGCUUUUCCCACGUGUUCUAAGCCUACUUGGACGGCCGCAAUGUGAAAGCCUAGCGGCAAAAAUAAAAGAUCUCUUCCGGAAUUCAAUUUAUUCUGUUAGUGGAGUGCCCAUGCUCUGGAAUCUUGGACCUCUUUUCUUCAAAUACUUAAGGGAUUGUGCAUUCUCUACUUUGGAACACCUAGGGAAACCUUGCAAAGCUCGUGUGGACAUAUUACUCCCCCCGGAUGAUUCUGAAAAUAUUUUUUCCCUUGGUGAUAGAGAUUGCAAAACAAAGACCUUUCGUCUUAAGUACAUGAUCCGUGACGCCUGCCAUGGACUCUCUCACGUGUGCAAUAUUCUACAUAUACUGGUAGAUAUCUCUAUAGAAGUGUCAUCUCCAAGUGAUGCUACCCUAAUGUUCCAAGACCAUCUUGCGUGGUUGUUGGACUAUUUAAUAAAAGCACAUGAACUACUUAAAAGGUGGUGUGAAGUUCCCACGCUGUUAGAGCCGUGCUACAACUAUGAUGAACUUCUUUUACAAACUACGUUUCUAAUUGUAUCUGCUCCUGAAAACCUGAUUUUCCCCAAGGUCGCACGGAAAGGCUUUAGUGUAUUACUUAUCAUUUGCGUGGAAAUUUUAGAAAAUUCUGGAAAACUAUCACAGACUUCACAGCAAAAUCUUGCCAGGGUAUUCCAGAGAUUAGCUUCUAACUGUGGAGAGAAAGGGUUAUCACAUAAAGUAACAUAUUCCCGCUUGAUAUCAAGACUUCAAGAUAUCUUGCUGAAAGAUUCAAUAAAUGUUAAUUUUUCCCCAAUUUUCAAGAAUGAAUGUAACUCUCUGUGUGCAGUGUAUACCCAGAUGGAGGAGGAAAAUAUGCUUGCUACUCGACUGAUGGAUAAAAACAGUGAUCACAAGAUUAAUGCACUUGAAUUUAACUCUCUUUACCCAGAGCUUGACGACGUAAAAAGUUUUGAUAAUGGCCCACCAGUUAAAAAACGGAAAGUUGAUAUUGAUUCGGCCUCACUGGCUAUAAUUACAUUAGAACUUUGCAGCUUUAUCCAUACGCAAAAGAUCACUACCCUCAAUGAGCUUAGUCAAUUGAAAGAGGACUUCUUUGCAACACUAUCUCCCGAGAAACGCUAUCAAUUUGUGGAGAUAUUAGGCCGAAUACCCUGUGCUAUAUCUAACCACCUAGCUUCAACCCGAGAGAAUUUCCCGGAAAAACCUUAUCUCUGCCGCAUUUGCGAAGAGAAACAAUACCUCAAACCAAAAUUUUCCAAAGAUGAUGUAAAUUAUGAAACUAGUCUUGAGGCAAUUAACAUUUUCACCAAGACUAUCAAAUCCACAGCUUUUUCAGAGUCAAGAAAGGUUCGUGUUUUGUCGAUGAUCAUCCUAAGAAGAUUUACAGUGCAUUUUGAUCACGCGGAGUUUUUGGACUUGGAAGUUUCAACAUUGGCUCAAUGGUGUUUUCAGUCAUUAACAAGCUCAAUUCGAGAGCUUCGUGUUGCUGCAAGUCGCACUGCUGCUACCUUUCUAAGGGAGUCUUCGAAUAUUGCAGUAACUAGAAAAAAUAGAACCCAUGCCCUUGAAAUCCUCCGAACAUUUCCUCUGAAGCAAGGGAUUCAUUUACAAGAAACUUGCGUCCUUACUUGGGGUCAAAUCGGAAUGAUUGUAGAAGAUGACGAAUUAAAUAUUGUACUGCUUACUCUAGUUCAAUAUCUAGGUCAUGGUAACCCCAUAGUCUCAGGCGUUGCAUAUAAUGAAGUUCUCAGGAUGGCAAAGGCAUUAGAAAUAAGCAUCUCACGAUUAUUUUCUCCAUUUUGGGGAACAGUUGCCAAUGAAGCAGUCAAAGACCUUAUAGUAAAGCCUACGACAACUCAAAUGAUGGCAGACCUACUUCAAUUAUCUGUUAACGAAUUUCUUCUUCUAACUCAGUCUUACACUAUUCCAUGGUUAGUAAUGGGGAAAAAAAUUGAUGUCAUCAAAAAAAUUUCUGAAGCUAGAAAAGACUCAGAAAUAGGUAUGGCCUGCGCAGAAGCACUUAAUCUUGUACCAACUUUGGCCCUUCUUAUGGUACAGAAUGUGCCUGAUAUAGAAACUUAUAUAAUGUCCCAUCUAAGAUACGCCUCCUCACGCUUCAAAGACACAGACUUAGACGAAUUAAUGAGAGUUGAACCAGCGUCACAAGCCCUUCAUCUUCUCAAAGCUGCUGGGGAAGCAAAUGAAGAUAAAAAAAGCAGGAUUUAUAUUGCUCUAAAAUUUCUCGCAGAAAGAGCACCAAUUCCAGAGAGUAAGAGAAAGGAAGAUAACCCAGUGGGUGCUUUUUUGGAGCAACAUAUUUUGGGCCUCAUAACGACAAUUUCAACAAUAAUCAUAGAUACUGCACACGAGCAGUCGAAUACGGACAAAAGGCGAUAUAUCAAAUCACUUGAAGAACUGGUCAAAGUUGCAAAGUCCUAUACUCGAGUUGGACAGCCCCAGAUUUGUGCUUGUCUUCAAUUUGCCCUAUCUAAAAAAGAUCUUCAAGCUCCUGCUUUCUCGGCAUGGGCGACUAUGCUCACUAACCUUGACGAUGACGAUGUUGAAGCUAUGUUAGAAAGCACAUUUUCAGCUAUUAUCCAGCAUUGGGAUAGUUUUGACGAAAUAACUCGAGGCUGUGUCGAAGAUGUGCUUCGCUAUUUACUUAGUGAUCGGACACGCCUGAUUCGUAAUAUGAUUGUGAAUCUUCCAUCAUUAUCUAAUUGCCCUCGCCUCCUUGAAUUUGAAAACCAGUUACAGAAAUUAAGAACACCGACAGAUAUUAGUAAUAGUUUUCAAAUAUUUAGUAGAAGACUUGGUCAUGAGAACCCGAGUGUCAUAACUCAAACACUCAUUGAACUAAAGUCAUAUCUUCAUUUUCACCAAUCUUUUUUACAAGCUUCAGCAAUCAGUGAACAACCUGAUGUCGUAGUGGGUGUCCUUAUUCGAUCUAUUUUGGAUACUUGUGUCAAGUUUAAUGAUUCUAACAGUACCAUUGAAAUGCUUUCGGCUGAAUGCAUUGGGCUUAUUGGGUGCCUAGACUCUAAUAGAGUUGAGUCGAUUCGAGAGCAUCGAGAAAUGGUCGUUGUCAGCAACUUCGAAGAUGGAGAUGAAACUUUGGAUUUUGUGCUUUUUAUCUUACGGGAGAUUAUUGUACCAGCUUUUCUUUCUGCAACUGACACUGUAUUACAAGGCUUUCUUUCAUUCGUUAUGCAAGAACUCCUUGAGAUAUGCCAAUUCAAAGAAAUAUGUGUACCUAUUAUACAAGACGGUACCAAGAAAUCUUCGCAUCAUAUUUACUUAAAAUGGGCUGCUUUGCCAACUUCAGUUCAGGAUACGUUGACACCCUUCUUAACUUCGAAGUACUCAUUGAAGGCGAUGGACCCUCUAUCUUACGAUUACCCUAUCUUUCGACCGGAAAAUUUCGAAAAGACAAAAUCUCGUAAACAAGGCAAUAUUUACGUUCCGUGGUUGCGGAAUUUUGUCUUGAACUUACUUAGAACGCCUCUCACCAAAGCUGCCAAGCAUAUAUUUCCUCCUCUCUGUCGAGCGAUAAGAAUUAAAGAUAUUUCAAUUGCAAGAUUUCUUUUGCCCUAUCUGGUUCUGCAUGUUAUCGUUGCUGGUGUUGAACAGCAAAGAAAUGAUAUUGGGAAGGAACUUCUCGCCGUUUUAACAUACAAGCCGCCGUCUGAUUCUAGCAUCCGACGAGAAGACCUCAAACUUUGUAUUGAGAUUGUUUUUCGGAUAUUAGACUAUUUGGCUCGCUGGAUCCAAGGAAAAAGGAGCAAAAAGUCCCAGCACGUAGACACUGAUGAGUCUAUUAACCGUAUCGAGUCUGUAAUUAAGAUGAUUCCUCCAGAAAUUAUAUCUGGUCGUGCUGUGGAAUGCAAGUCAUAUUCUCGCGCACUGUUCUAUUGGGAACAGCAUAUCCGAGACGUUCGUGAGAAGGAUAAGCGACCAGAAGUGAAGACUAAACUUCUUCAAAGACUUCAAGAUAUAUACACUCAAAUUGACGAGCCAGAUGGUAUGGAAGGUAUAUCUGCUCAUCUUCAUGUCUUGGACAUAGAUCAGCAGAUUCUUGGUCAUCGACGUGCCGGUAGAUGGACGGUGGCUCAAAGUUGGUAUGAAAUUAAGUUUGCAGAGAAGCCUGAUGAUGUAAGUGUCCAGCUAAAUCUACUAACUUGCUUGAAGGAAUCCGGUCAACAUGAUGUCCUGUUGAACUAUGUACAAGGAAUGCAACUCGAAGAACAAGCCAUCCCCCAACUCUUGCCAUACGCUGUAGAAUCUUCAUGGACUACUGGUCGAUGGAAUAUUUUAGAAAAAUAUACCGAAAUGGCGACACAGUCUGUGACAGAGGAUUUCAACGUCAACAUUGGUCAUGCGCUUCUUGCCCUACACAAGAAAAACCAAAAUAAAUUUUGUAUGACCAUACAUAAGAUCAGAGAACAAAUUGCCCGCUCUUUCUCAACUGCAACGACCUCUUCACUAAGCGCUUGCCACGAUACAAUGCUCAAACUGCAUGUGCUCACUGAGUUAGAAAUGAUUGCGGGCAUGGACACUCAGCCUUCAGUAGAGCCUGACUUGGGGAAGGUUCUAAUUUCUUUGAAUAGUCGACUUGAAGUUCUGGGUGCUUACCUAAAUGAUAAGCAGUAUCUACUUGGGAUUCGACGUGCCGCUAUGCAGUUGUCAAGCCUGAAAUUUUCAAAAGGUGACAUUGCUGCUUCUUGGCUUACUAGUGCAAGACUCGCUCGUAAGGGUAAUGCUAUCCAUCAGUCUUUUAACGCAGCUCUUCAUGCAUCUCAACUAGAGGACGAAACUGCAACUAUUGAGCAUGCACGACUUCUAUGGAGAGAGGGCCAUCAUCGCAAAGCAAUUCAAAGUCUACAGGGCGCAAUUGAGUCGAAUGCAUUCAUGUCACACAAUAGAAAUACAAAUCUUACUGACCUGAACGAGGUUGAUGCCUCUAAACAACAAAAUUUGCUAACUGCUAGGGCCCAUCUCUUAUUAGCCAAAUGGCUGGAUAGUGCUGGACAAACUCAGUCACUUGCGCUCAGAACACAAUAUCAACUUGCCGCUAAAACCCAUAUAAAUUGGGAAAAGGGCCACUAUUAUCUCGGGCGUCACUACAAUAAGCUCUUAGAGACUGAGAAAAACCUAACUUCGGAGCUUCAAAAUGAGCACUAUCUUAUAGGGGAAAUGGCCAAACUUGUGAUUGAGAAUUACUUGCGAUCUCUUUCUCACGGCACAAAAUAUAUAUACCAAACCCUCCCGCGCAUACUCACUCUUUGGCUUGAGCUUGGUGGGCAAGUUCUACAGCCUCUUGAUACCAAAUAUGGCAACUCAAAGGAAUUCAUAACGAAAGUAAACACACUUCAAAGAAAAAAUCUUGAGCAUAUUCACUCGCGAAUCCAUAAGUAUUCUGGACGAUUACCAGCAUAUGUAUUUUACACAGCUCUUCCGCAAAUCGUUGCUCGUAUCGCGCAUCCUAACGUCGAAGUUUUUAAUUAUCUAGCCAAACUUAUAUAUCGAGUAGUUGAAGCGCAUCCUCAACAAGCUAUGUGGACCUUACUAGCUGUAUGUCAAUCCAAGCAGCAAGAUAGGAAAGCACGCGGUAUGACCGUUCUUCAAUAUAUCCGCUCACGUAAGAAGUCAGAACCUGGUGCAAUCGAUGUGAAACUUUUAAUAAGAAAUGGCGAAAAACUCACGAAUGACUUACUUCGCGCAUGCGAAGCUGGUGAUUUUCAUGGAAGUCGUACGAUUUGGUGCAGUUUGACUAAAGACCUAGGUUUCAAUCAUCGAACUUGUCUUCCUAGCCUAAUGGCUGUACCAGUUGAGAGUAUUUUGACCGCAUCAUUGCCAACAUCAAGCGACAUUGUAAAAAGCCAUCAGGCAUUUUCAAGAGAUGUAGUAACUAUCAGUUCAUUUUCAGAUGAGGUGAUGGUUCUAAGCUCUUUACAGAAGCCUCGUAAGCUCACAGCUCGUGGCUCAGAUGGUAGGAAUUAUGGACUUAUGUGUAAGCCUAAAGAUGAUCUACGCAAGGAUCAACGUCUUAUGGAGUUUAAUGGUAUGAUCAAUAGAUCUUUAAAGCGAGACGCUGAAUCAAGUCGGCGCCAGCUAUACAUUAAAACCUACGCCGUAACGCCCCUAAACGAAGAGUGUGGUAUUAUUGAGUGGGUAGAUGGCUUGAAGACAAGUAGGGAUAUUCUUCUUCAACUUUACAAGGCUAGAGGGGUAGUGCCAAACUAUAAAGAAAUUGAAUCCCUAUGUGAGGAAGCAUGCAAGUCUGAAAGCCAAAUCUCGUAUUUUACAGAGAAGGUCCUGGGUGCCUUCCCUCCAGUACUAUACCAGUGGUUCGUGUCCCAGUUUCCUGAACCUUCGGCCUGGUUUGCCGCGCGUUUACGAUAUACACGUUCUUGUGCGGUCAUGUCUAUGGUAGGCACAAUACUUGGUCUUGGAGAUCGACACGGAGAAAAUAUUCUAUUUGAAGAGGGAAAUGGUGGGACAUUUCACGUCGAUUUCAACUGUCUCUUUGAAAAAGGGCUCACAUUUGCCAAACCGGAACGUGUGCCGUUUCGUCUAACGCAUAAUAUGGUAGAUGCUAUGGGGAUUUAUGGUUAUGAAGGCCCAUUCCGCACUUCAUCAGAACUUACACUGCGUCUGUUGCGACAGCAUGAAGAGACACUAAUGACUAUUCUAGAAGCUUUUGUAUACGAUCCAACGCUUGAUCUUCUAUCGCGCAGGCCGGACAAGAAGAAAAAAGCUAUUGCACUUGGAGUACCUGACACAGCGCAGGGCGUCUUGAAAAGUAUUCAACGGAAGGUGCGCGGUCUUUUGGCCGGUGAAUGUAUGCCGCUCGGCGUUGAAGGUCAAGUCGACGAGCUUAUCAAACAAGCAACCAACCCUACCUUCUUGGCAGGUAUGUAUAUCGGUUGGUGUUCGUUUCUGUAA